UACGUCAUUGCGAGCUGCAGCGAUUGGCUGGAUUCUGCUCCUUUUUCUCCACAAUUCGCAACCACGACCGGUCUUCGCCUCCGGAGCAGCGGCAUCCCACAGUUGAGGCAGGUAAACUACCGGUUUUAAUGUAGAUCUUCGCAUGUUCGUUUGAUUGAUGGAGCUAGCUAUUUCUUUCUCCUGUUUAUGGGCUACUUUACGGGUUUCUUCAGACAGUAAUUGAUGAGCAGCCCUGCUGCUGGCUGAUCUGAAGGAAUGCCGCAGUUGAGAAAUGAAUGCUGAAGCAAAUGAAUGCUUUUUUUGUAAUGGGAAAAGACUAGCUUGGGGGGGGGGCUGAGAGAGUAUAACGCGGCAUUGUUUGCGCACAUACGCCGUAAAGUUGGCAUUAGAUCGCUUUUGUUCUUAAACAGAUCAUGUGUGUAUGCGUCAAAGGUGUGGAUUCGAAAGUGUUUUAAAGGACGGUUUCUAACGUGAAUAGAAAUGCAAUUGAUCUCACUGCGCACAUGCUCUUUUCUAACGCUGGAUUCCUCAUUGGAUCUAUUUUAGGUGGACUUAUUUCCCUCAAGAGAAAUGAAUGCAAUAUAGCGCGCGCAUUCGCAGGGCUGGACAUUUCUAUUCGCUUUCGUCUCCUCAAUUCUUCCCUGCAAUACAGACACUGCCCGAACCGGACUAAAUGAGUGCCCGGACCUUGGAGAGACUGGCGCUUUCCAUUCCCCACUGUGCCUUAAACGGAACCGCUCGGACCAGCAAUGGGACCUGCUUUGACCGGGUGGAUCAGCUGUUCCAGGCGUUCUCCUCCACCGUCGUGCUUUUCGUGCUCAUCGCGAUGAUCUUUGGGAUAAUAUUCGUGUCCGUCACGACCUUCCACUUUCACAAAAGCAAGAUGAAAAAGCGCAAGAUACAGAAAGCCCAGGAGGAAUACGAGCGCGACAACUGCAGUCCCAAAACAGUCAAAGGCAAGCCGGUGGUCCGGCAGUGCGUCAUGGUGAGACCCCCCACAGCAGCGCGUAAAAGUGAUCCAAACGCGGAAGAUCCUGGCGCGACAGAGGACGUGAGACACUCGGGACAGACCAAGGAUGAGGACUUGUUGGAAUCGGUCGCUGUGUCUUGAUAACGCAGAGCCAGCCUUUGGAGGACGCUGUAAAUAACCUCUGUAUUCAUAUGAUAUCACCUACGGAAUAUGUCGAUUCUUUGUAUAAGCAUUAGAGUUGAUCAAUUCUCAUCGUAGAUCCCGGAGGAGGCUUUGGAAGAAAUCUAGGAACGGUGUUCAGUGCUUUUUGAGAAGGACUGAGGAAGACUAAGGAAUGCUGAUGGAAUUUCUAUCAUAAAUCGAACAAAGAGAGUAUCGAGUAAGAUCCUACUGGAUCAAAUGAAAUGAGAAGGAAUGAGUUAAUCUAGCAGGAUUUUGUUGAGUGCUAAUUGAUGGGAUCAAAUGAGAAUUUCAUAAAAAUGAAAUAAUAAUAAUAAAAAAAGAAAAUUCUUGGAGGGAAAAAAUCUAAUAAUUAAUUUAAAAGGAUCUUACUGAAUAUUAAUGGAUAUUUUUUUAAUCAAAAUUAGGAGUCAGUCAGAAACCCUUGAUGAAUCAAAUAAUCUCCUGAAUUCUGGGAACAUGACACUAAUCAGUUAAUUGAAUACUUGUCAUCUUAUUAAUGGGAUCAAAUGAAAAUCUUCUAAAAAUAAAAUAAAAAUUCAUAAAAUUCCUGGGGGGGGGGGGAUAAAUCAGUUAAUUAAUCUAAAAGUAUAUUACUAAAUAUGAAUGGAAUUUCUGUCAUAACUCAGCUCCAAUCCAAUUGUGAUUAAACAGGAGUCCUCUAUGAACCAAAUAAGAUCAUAACGUAGAAUUAAAAUUCUGAAGAAAAAAGACAUUGAUCAUUCAAUCCAAUAAUGGAUUUCUAUUAUAAUUCGAAACAUAAUUUGAAAAAGACAACAACAACAACAACUCAAAUUCAGUAGGAUUGUACUGAAUCAUAAUUUGGAGCCAAUCCAAACUGGAUCAAAAUGUGAAUCGUUUAAGAAUCAAAGAACACCCUUCUGGAUGAACUGGACUGUUCUUUUUCUCAAGCCUCUUUUAGCUAAUGCUUUUCAGAAUUUCAGUAAAUCCAGUAGGAUUUCGUUUUAUACCAUUAGGAUUGUCUACAAAUUAUGAUAGACGUGCCAUUAGCGUUUGGUGGACAAAUUAUGGACCUGCUGCCAAUACUUCAGAGUUUAUUACUCAGUGGUGAAGGAAUAGUGAAGUUCCUCAAAGUUAAAGGGACGGUUCUCUUGUAUAAAGUCUGUCCAGACGCUGUCCAGUGCUGAAAUCAGGACAGAGACGACGGUCUUCUUCAUGUGGAACUUCAACACAACUCGCAACAAUUUCCUUGGGUUUCAGAAACUCUUAGGUGUUACUCUUUUAGGCAACAUUGUUGUUUCUUUCGACAAAUAUUGGGAUUUUCCUUCAUCUCAGUGGCUUUUUCAAGAUAGAAGUGCAAUUCGUGCCAUUCUGGCUUGGCAUGAAUAGGUUUAGUGUUUUAACCCCUUUAUCCCAGAGAUUGUUAAUGUGCAAUUGCAGCCGCUAGUGGUAGUAUAGCCUAUACUUGUUUUGUUCAUGGCACUGUAUAAUCAUAGUAAAACUUAUGUAACCUGAGGCGUUUCGGUUUUGUGUUACAGCUCUGUAUUAAUGCUCACUUUUUGCAUUUUUGCUCUUGAUUAAUAUAACACUAAUGAUCGAGUAUUAUAUUUUUUAUCAUUCUAAACUAGUGUAACAAUCAAUAAGAAAUAAGAGAACAUUUUAAAAGUCAUUUUAUGUAUUUCCUUGACGUUGUGUUGAACCGGAAAUGGAAGUUAUAGACCGAAAUCACGUAUUGUAACAGAUCGCAGUUUGAACUUUUGUUUUUAUUUUGUUCAGUGCAUACG
Messenger RNA from Sinocyclocheilus grahami, 2895 nucleotides. RefSeq lists its product as uncharacterized. Lineage: Eukaryota; Metazoa; Chordata; Actinopteri; Cypriniformes; Cyprinidae. The record is from RefSeq and is a predicted model, not a curated record. The transcript has a single exon. The coding region runs from base 674 to 1111 and encodes 145 amino acids.